Molecule: messenger RNA, 1515 nt
Organism: Gossypium raimondii (Peruvian cotton)
Lineage: Eukaryota; Viridiplantae; Streptophyta; Magnoliopsida; Malvales; Malvaceae
Product: protein DUF642 L-GALACTONO-1,4-LACTONE-RESPONSIVE GENE 2
Exons: 3
Coding region: 73-1188 (371 amino acids)
Source: RefSeq, a predicted model, not a curated record
CAAUGCCUACUUUCCCAUUUUUCUUGUAUUUAAGACUUGUCGCGAAGCUGCUUUUUCUUCUACAUCGAGACAAUGGCUACUUGUGCUUGGUUACUCUCCCUUUGCUUUACUCUCGUUUUCUGUCUGUGUAAUGCCUAUCGUACGCCACCCAUUUCCCCAUCCCUUGAUGGAUUUUUGACCAAUGGUAACUUCGAGCAAGCACCCAAGAAAGAGAACCUCAACAAAACAGUGAUACUGGGGAAAUACUCGCUUCCAGGAUGGGAAAUCGAUGGCACGGUGGAGUUCGUGUCAGGGGGACCUCAACCUGGUGGGUUUUACUUCCCCAUUCCUCGUGGUGCCCAUGCUGUGAGGCUGGGCAACGAGGCGUCCAUCUCUCAGAAUGUGAAUGUCAAGCCUGGCUUCAUUUACUCCAUCACAUUUGGUACCACAAGGACUUGCGCCCAAGAUGAGGUGCUCAGGAUCUCUGUCCCUGCUCAGACCACUGACAUCUCCAUUCAGACCCUUUACAGCACGGAUGGUGGUGACACCAUGGCUAUUGCUUUCAAGGCUACCGCUAAAGUAGUCAAGGUCACCUUCCAUAACCCUGGGGUUCAAGAAGAUCCAACAUGUGGACCUCUCUUGGAUGCCAUUGCCAUCAAAGAAAUGCCUCCUCUAACUUAUACCAAAGGAAACCUAGUGAAAAACAGUGGGUUCGAGACUGGUCCCCAUACCUUCAAGAACUUCUCAACAGGGGUCCUCCUGCCUCCGCACAAGCAAGACACCAUUUCACCACUCCCAGGGUGGAUCAUUGAAUCCCUAAAACCCGUAAAAUUCAUCGACAAGAAGCACUUCUCGGUUCCUUCAGGACAGUUUGCCAUCGAGAUGGUUGCGGGAAGAGAGAGCGCCAUUGCCCAAGUCAUCAGAACAGUUCCCAACAAAGACUAUACCCUCACUUUCACAGUCGGAGAUGCCAAGAACGAUUGCCAUGGAUCAAUGAUGGUCGAAGCCUUUGCUGGUAAGGGAACUCUCAAGGUCCCAUAUGUUUCCCAAGGAAAGGGUGGAUUCAAGACCUCGAGUUUUAGGUUCCAAGCUAUCUCUGCUAGAACAAGGAUUACUUUUUACAGUGCUUAUUACCAUACCAAGUUGCAUGAUUUUGGCCAUAUGUGUGGGCCUGUCUUGGAUGAUGUCAAGGUUCUCCCUGUCUCUUAAUCAAAACCAUGGUUGUUGGUAGGCCGCCGGUACCAAGUAGCUUAAUGAACACAUAUAUUCAAAGUUUGAUACAUUGGUCGACACUCAGAAUUAUUCCAACUUUCUUUUGCCUCGUGAAAGAACUUUGGCUUGGCUUAUUUGCCUUUUUGCUUCUUUUUUUUUUUUAGUUUGGAGGUUUCUGACGGAAAGAUUGCUGUUAGAUGUACUAGUAUAAAACAGGGUCAUUGAAGAACAGCGUCAUGCAAGCUUUUAAUAUCUUGAUGACUUAUUUUUACAUGUUUAAGUCGCAAAAGUGGUCUUGAAAUGAAUUAUGUAGUUUCGAAUAAA